AUGACCAUGGCUCCGAAACCUACUUCAUUUGUGAUUGCCGUCGUUGUCGGGAGAGCAUUUCGUGUGCUCGCUGCUCCCGCGAGUACUCGCGACGCGGGCAUAGACUGGUUUCCCUGCAGCAGAUUCGACCCUCAGUACAGCGUUGGCGACGCCCAAAACAUCACCUGCGGCUACUAUGAAGUGCCCCUCGACUGGGCCGACGAAACCGCGGGCACUGCAAAGCUGGCCGUGGCUAGAUAUCCCGCCGCUGAGGAGCGCUGGGGUACCCUCUUCGUCAAUCCUGGUGGCCCGGGAGGCUCAGGUGUCGAGUACGUCGUUGGCUUUGGCCCGAACAUCAGCGUCGUGACAGGCGGCAACUACGACAUCGUCUCCUGGGAUCCGCGUGGAUCGGAGGGACACACCGAGCCAGGGCCCCCUGCUUGUUUCAACACCGCCGCCGACUAUUACGAGUACUUCAACGGCACGCUUCAGCUCACAGGGAUUGAGAUUAGAGGCCAGCUCCGAGACGACGACCAAAUCGCUAGCUUCUACUCGCAUGUCGACGAGAUGGAGGCCAAAUACAUAGGUGAAGGCCAGCGCUGCGCAGAUCACAAGAACGGACAGACUCUUGAGUACCUUGGCACGGCCGCUACAGCGCGCGAUAUCGUGGCUCUGGCGGACUACUUCGAACCCGGCGUGCAAGAGAUCAACUACUGGGGUAUCUCAUAUGGCACAAUGCUGGGGCUCACGUUUGUCAACAUGUUUCCUGAUCGCGUUGGACGUGUUAUUCUAGACGGUUGCAUGGACCCCAUCCUAUAUACAGACAGACCAAGCCCUCAGUAUUACCCUAACGCGCUCGAAUCGAGCGAUGAGACGUUCGCCGGCUUUGCCGCAGGUUGCGCUCUGGCCGGAAAGGCAGGCUGCGCGCUCGUGAAGGGCGACAACGACACGGCUGCAGACAUUGAGAAGAGAGUCCAAGACCUCCUUGACCUCGCCCACGACUUGACGGUGGCAGGUGCCGACAUGAGCGAAAUCCCCACAUCCGCUGAAGCUCGCGCCAAUCUCUACUCCAUCAUGUACUUCCCAAGCGCAUGGGCCACGGUCGCCAGCGUCAUCCGCGACUGGGGGUUGGCGCUCGAGGGUCUUGCUGCCAACCAGAGCGUGCCACCAGGCAUCGCUGCGGAGCUCUCUUUCCUCAAGCCUAACCUGAGCUUGAUACCUUCGUAUGCGUAUGAGGCGAUAUCCUGCGGCGACGCCGUCGACGCGGGCAAUAUGACAAUGCGCGACGGCUUCGAUACUAUCGUAUUUGCGUCGGAAACCGUGUCGCCUCUGUUCGGACCCGUCUGGGGUGAUGCUGGCAAUGCCUGCUUCGCGUGGCCGGCGCGCGCUGUUGAACGCUACACGGGACCAUGGGAUAACAAGCUCAAGAAUCCGGUGCUGAUCAUCGGGAACACGGCCGAUCCAGUCACUCCGUUCAAAAAUGCGCAACUCAUGGCCAACUUGCUCGGGGACAGCGCCGUUCUGGUGAAGCAGGACGGGCUCGGUCAUACGUCGCUGGCGGAGAAGUUCAGCUGCACUGUCGGCAUCAUCAACAAGUACUUCACUCAAGGCUCGCUACCGGAAGGCGACGAUACAGAAUGCGAGAUCGACGACAGCGUCGUGCUGUUCCCCAAUUCUAGUGUGACGCAAGCCAGCGUGAGGCUCAGCAUGUUGGCUGACGCGGAGAAGGCUCGUUAG
Messenger RNA from Schizophyllum commune H4-8, 1716 nucleotides. RefSeq names its product alpha/beta-hydrolase. The transcript is spliced from 9 exons. The record is from RefSeq and is a predicted model, not a curated record. The coding region runs from base 1 to 1716 and encodes 571 amino acids. Lineage: Eukaryota; Fungi; Basidiomycota; Agaricomycetes; Agaricales; Schizophyllaceae.